Choloepus didactylus (southern two-toed sloth) is the source of this 7830-nucleotide messenger RNA. It is a transcript of the gene MTMR4, whose product is annotated as myotubularin related protein 4. NCBI's taxonomy places the organism in Eukaryota, Metazoa, Chordata, Mammalia, Pilosa, Megalonychidae. Gene Ontology annotation, molecular function: protein phosphatase binding; metal ion binding; phosphatidylinositol-3,5-bisphosphate 3-phosphatase activity. The record is from RefSeq and is a predicted model, not a curated record. The transcript has 18 exons. Bases 1669 to 5676 code for a protein of 1335 amino acids. Gene Ontology annotation, biological process: regulation of autophagy; dephosphorylation.
CCUGAGACCAUUUUGUUUGUUUUUCUUAAUCCUUAGAUCUUUCCCCAGUGAAGGUGUCCCAUCCCUCUUGGGCCUUGAGCUCCAGACUACCCUGUUCAGUUUCUAAACAUGUGCCCUGGAUAAAUUAGGGUUUCUUUAGAUUGUGAAACAUCAGCCAGUAUAUUGCAGUGGAGCAAGAAGCUCCUAGAAGUCUUUUUCUGCCUGGGCUAUGCAGUGCCUUCCCCAUGCUACCUACAUACCACUGACUCUCUUAGCCCUUCAUCACAGCCCUCCUCUUGCUUUUCUUGGGUUCCUGGUAGAGUUUCUGUGUUCUAGUCAAAGUCCUUGUAUUUCUUGGUGGGAUCCGCGAAUAUGAUGAUGCUUGUUUCAGGAGUGAUUAAAAAAUUUUAGGGCUUUUCCAGCUCCAAAGUGCUGCUAGAUAUCUAACAGGAUCUUUCUUCAAGUUGCCCAGAAUAUCACUUGUGGUAGUUUAUAACAAUCCUGUAUAUUUCUAUUAAUUAACUGCCCCUCUCUCAUCCAUUACUCCAAAUUCAGGGGAGCCCUUAACCCCUGAGAGCUAGGAGGAGGAAGCAAUUAGAUGAGAAGGGAGAAGAGAGCUACAGGCUCUGGCCCCAGAGCAGUCCCUUGUUCUGGCUGCAUCUCUUCAGUUUCUGUCAGGUGUCUCCUGUGCUUAGGGACAGGUUAAGGAAUUCGGUUGGUGAGAGGACUCCCCCUUUCAUCCCUUCCUUCCAUGUGGGUGUGUGUUUUGGUGUCUGCUGGUCCUGGCCCCACCAAUUGACACCCCUUUGUCUUUUCUGUGACACACUGAAAAGAGUGUGGGCUUCAGACUCAGCCCAGAUGAAAUUCAAGUCCUAGCACCAUCACUUAAAUACCUUAGGAAAAUUACAUACUUUCUAAGCCUGAAAUAUUUCACUAGUAAAACAGGUGGAUAAGGCUUACUUCUUCGGAGGUUGAAAGGCUUUAGUGAGGUAAUAUCUCAAAAGCACUUAGCUCAUAGAAGAUGCUUAAUAAAAUGUCAGGUUUUCUCCCAUCCCCCCCCACUCCAAAAAACCAAAACCAAAACCAAAGCCCUAGUUUCUGAUCAUUAGAAGGCACACGGAUGAGCUUGGGUUUUAGCCAGCUUCUUCUGUGACUCUCUGUACUAUUUUGAGCCCCUUACUCCUUGGCUCUUUAUCCAACUCCCCCCAUCUGUUCUGUGGUCCAUUGUACCAGAGCUUCUCUUUCCCGGUUUAAGAAAUUCUUUUGCCACCAGAAAGGACCCUCUUACCCAAAGGUCAAAAUAUGAAAGAAGGGAGAGAUGGAGCUAAAGGAAAAGGUUUGGACAGAGACCUUGGAAUAAAAGACUCAAAGGAUUUCUCUCUCAGGAAUGUGCAGUGACCAACCUGGCACCAGUCCAUAUGUCCACUCUCAGGGGCAAAAAGGAGGGUAUAGGGUGAGUGGCAUUUAGAGAGGUCAGGGGACUGGAGGACGCCGAUGUGAUAGCAGUAUCGUGGGUGGAAGUUCUGGAGGGAAAGGAGGAAGCGUUGAAAGUGGAAAGCGUAUGGGGUGAAGAUAGGCGAGCUCCAUCUUAGGAUCCAGAACAGGCGUCGGAGAACUCCGACAGGAGAGGACGUGGGGACGGAUUUUGUGAAAAGUGGGGCGUGGGGUGGCUCACCUGGGAAGUGGGAAAUGAGAAGACGUUGGCGGGCUCGCCUCCCCCUCCCCUGUGGUCUGGGGGAAGUCCAGCAGCCAGGACCCAAGAAAUACCCCAGCUGUUUCAGGGGAGCCUCCUCCCACGCGGCCGAAGAGCUGCGGAGGGGGCGGGGGCUGGGGCUGUGGGCGGAUCCGCGCCUCCCUCCCCUCCCUUUCGCGCUCUUGCCGGAGGGCGGAGCUGGGUCCGCUCCAUUGUGGAGAGGAGGGGACCGGCGCGCGGGAGCCGCUCCAAGGCCCGGCCGCCGGCGCGCUCGCCUGCUGGCUGCCGCGGCUGCACUUGGCGAACCCCGCAGCCGGGAUGCGGCGGGCGCUCGGGGUUGGCGGGCAGCACAGCGGCUCCCGGGACAUGUGCGCUGGUCCAGACCGCCCGCGACCAUGAGCCUGACCGCCCGCGUCUCUUGCUCCAUGCUCAGCUGCUUCGGUGAGGAGGGGCCCCCCAGCCUGGAGUACAUCCAAGCCAAGGAUCUGUUUCCCCCCAAGGAACUGGUGAAGGAAGAGGAAAAUCUGCAGGUGCCCUUCACAGUGCUUCAGGGUGAGGGAGUGGAGUUCCUGGGCCGGGCAGCUGAUGCCCUCAUUGCCAUCUCCAACUACCGGCUACAUAUCAAGUUCAAGGACUCUGUCAUCAACGUCCCCCUCCGGAUGAUUGACAGCGUGGAGAGUUGUGAUAUGUUCCAGCUGCACAUUGCCUGCAAGGACUCCAAAGUGGUGAGGUGCCACUUCUCUACAUUCAAGCAGUGCCAAGAAUGGCUCUCACGGCUAAGCCGGGCCACGGCGAGACCUGCCAAGCCUGAGGACCUCUUUGCCUUCGCCUACCACGCCUGGUGCCUGGGGCUGACAGAGGAAGACCAGCACACCCACCUGUGUCAGCCAGGAGAGCACAUACGAUGUCGGCAGGAGGCUGAGCUCACAAGGCUGGGCUUUGAUCUGCAGAACGUCUGGAGAGUCUCACACAUCAACAGCAACUACAAAUUGUGCCCCAGUUACCCCCAGAAGUUGCUGGUUCCUGUGUGGAUCACAGAUAAAGAGCUGGAGAGCGUGGCUUCCUUCCGCUCCUGGAAGCGGAUUCCUGUGGUUGUGUAUAGACACCUGCGCAACGGGGCUGCCAUUGCCCGCUGCAGCCAGCCCGAGAUCAGCUGGUGGGGCUGGCGCAACGCUGAUGAUGAGUACCUGGUCACCUCCAUUGCCAAAGCCUGUGCCCUGGACCCAGGGACUCGGGCCCCAGGGUGCCCCCCCAGCACUGGAAAUAGUGACACCAGUGAGGCCUGCGACACUGACUUUGAUUCCUCCCUGACCGCAUGCUCUGGGGUGGAGAACACAAUGGCCCCUCAGAAGCUGCUGAUCCUGGAUGCUCGCUCCUAUACGGCGGCAGUGGCCAACCGGGCCAAGGGUGGAGGUUGCGAAUGCGAAGAGUACUACCCCAACUGCGAGGUGGUGUUCAUGGGAAUGGCCAACAUCCAUGCCAUCCGGAACAGCUUCCAGUACCUCCGGGCUGUAUGUAGCCAGAUGCCCGAUCCCAGCAACUGGUUGUCGGCACUGGAGAGCACCAAAUGGCUGCAGCACUUGUCCAUGAUGCUAAAAGCGGCUGUGCUGGUGGCUAAUACCGUAGACCGGGAAGGCCGGCCUGUGCUGGUGCACUGCUCGGAUGGCUGGGACCGGACACCACAGAUUGUAGCCCUGGCCAAAAUACUGCUGGACCCAUAUUACAGGACACUGGAGGGCUUCCAAGUGUUAGUGGAGUCCGACUGGCUGGAUUUUGGGCACAAGUUUGGAGAUCGCUGUGGCCACCAGGAGAAUGCAGAGGACCAAAACGAACAAUGUCCCGUGUUUCUCCAGUGGCUUGAUUCUGUUCAUCAGUUGCUCAAGCAGUUCCCCUGCCUGUUUGAGUUUAAUGAAGCAUUCCUGGUCAAACUGGUGCAGCACACAUACUCCUGCCUCUAUGGCACGUUCCUGGCCAACAACCCCUGUGAGCGAGAGAAGCGCAACAUCUAUAAGCGGACUUGCUCUGUGUGGGCUCUCCUGCGAGCCGGCAAUAAGAACUUCCAUAACUUCCUCUACACACCUGGCUCGGACUUGGUCCUGCACCCUGUGUGUCAUGUCCGAGCCCUGCACCUCUGGACGGCUGUUUACCUGCCAGCUUCGUCUCCGUGCACACUUGGGGAGGAGAACAUGGAUCUUUACCUUUCCCCUGUAGCUCAGAGCCAGGAGUUCUCUGGCCGCUCUCUGGACAGAUUACCUAAAACCAGAUCCAUGGAUGAUCUUCUAUCUGCCUGUGACACAAGCAGCCCUCUGACUCGCACAUCCAGUGACCCUAACCUGAAUAACCACUGUCAGGAAGCCAGAGGAGGUCUGGAGCCCUGGCACAGCAAUCCUGAGGGAUCAGAGACAAGCUUCGGGGAUUCUGGGGCAGGAGGUCCUCAGCAGAGUGUAGGAGAAAUGGCUCUUUCCCUCCCUCUGACCAGCAACCAGAAAGACUGCUCGAGCAACAAAUCUUUCAAGAGCCACAACAGCUAUUCUCCAAAUUACAAACUGCUUAAUGCUGCAGUGCCCCAGGAAGUAGAGGGCAGUACCUCUGGUCCUGAGAUCAAAGUCCCGAAAGAGACGAAGCCACCUGCUCUAGACCCUCCUGCCCAGGAUGAGCUGGAUAGGACUUUAGAUGACACAGGGGAGCCACCUGAACAUUUUCCUGGAAAUGAUGCUGUCAGUGCUCUCUCUAAGGCCUUUUCCAACAAAUGUGAUGGAAUUUGUGAGUUUUCUGAGCCUUCCCAGGACUCUUUUACAGGCACCUCCCAACAGAUCCAACCAGACUCCGUGUUGGGUGUGCCCUCCAGCUGUGCUCCCAACCCAUUGAGUGCUGCUUGCCAAAUUCCUCUAGACCCAAGCCCUGGCUUCCUCAGCCAAGAUCCUCCAGGGUCUGGAGCAAAUAUCUCCCACCAGGAACAUCCCAGUUCUGCACCAGAUCUGAUCUGUGAGGAGGAAGACACUGGCAAAAGAAGGAAUAGUAGAAAUGGGCAGUUAUUGGAAAACCCUCGCUUUGGGAAAAUACCCUUUGAAUUGGCCCGAAAGCCAAUUUCUCAGAGCCAGAUCAGUGAGUUCUCUUUUCUAGGGUCCAACUGGGACAGCUUCCAAGGGAUGGUGACUUCAUUCCCAAGUGGGGAGACUACCCCUCAGAGGCUGCUGUCCUAUGGCUGUUGUAGCAAGAGGUCAAGUAGCAAGCAGAUGCGGGAAACGGGGCCCUGCUUUGGAAGCCAGUGGGCUCAGAGAGAAGGUGUGAAGUCACCUGUGUGUUCUAGUCAUUCCAAUGGACACUGUACUGGUCCAGGAGGAAAAAACAACCGGAUGUGGUUGUCUAGUCACCCAAAGCAGGUCACCAUCACAAAGCCUGUUCCACUGAGCUGCCCUUCUCCAGUGCCUCCUCUCUACUUGGAUGACGAUGGACUCCCCUUUCCCACGGAUGUGAUCCAGCAUAGAUUAAGGCAAAUUGAAGCAAGCUACAAGCAAGAGGUGGAGCAGCUACGUCGACAGGUGCAUGAGCUUCAGAUGAGGCUGGAUAUACGUCACUGCUAUGCCCCUCCAGCAGAGCCCCCCAUGGACUAUGAAGAUGAUUUUACGUGUUUGAAGGAGUCAGAUGGCAGUGAUACAGAGGAUUUUGGCUCUGAUCACAGUGAAGACUGCCUUUCAGAAGCAAGCUGGGAACCUGUUGAUAAGAAAGAGACUGAGGUGACUCGCUGGGUUCCAGACCAUAUGGCAUCACAUUGCUAUAACUGUGACUGUGAAUUCUGGUUGGCCAAGCGAAGACACCAUUGCAGAAACUGUGGGAAUGUAUUUUGUGCUGGAUGCUGCCACCUGAAGCUACCCAUUCCUGAUCAACAACUCUAUGACCCAGUUCUCGUCUGUAACUCAUGUUAUGAACACAUCCAAGUAUCUCGUGCCAGGGAACUCAUGAGCCAACAUCUGAAGAAACCCAUCGCUACAGCUUCCAGCUGAAUAUCAGAGGAGAUGACCUGUCCAAUUUUAGCAGGUUUGCAGGGAGGAUUUGCUUCAGGUGUAGUUUCGAAGGUUCCUUGGUGUGGCUCAUGAAAUCACAGAGCUCAAAGCUACCAUCUUGAGAAAUCUUCCCUGGUACCACGAGACUGGAGCAGAGGAAUUCCAAUUGGGCAGGAAGUCCUCUACUAGUGAGACCCUCACCUUGGGGUAAUGGUCCUGAUCCAGACCCGGAGUCUGGAAGCUUAACGUUGGGUUGGUGACUCCAGCUUCUUUCUCCUGGGGAUCACAUGAUGAUGAUUUCAUAGAUACUGCCUGGUGCAAAGUGCCCCAAACAGCAAUAGAAAGGCAUAUGUAUAACCAAACUCCCAAGUGAUAACCAGACCCAUCUUUCCCCCCCCUCGAAAAAAGCAGACUAUAGUAUAUAAGAUAGGAAUUCCUAUCCUAUUUGAGAUGAAAUAUACCCCGUAUCUCUGUGCUCUGUGUCUGUGCAUGAAGGCUCAGUCUUUAGAGGCACUCCCUCUAGUUGCAUUAGUUCUGUCUUUCUGUGGAGUUUGGUUUAAAGACUGAUUCAGCAAGUGGAGGUUUCAAUGUAUUUUUCACUUGGCUCAUCAGCCACGAUCAGUGAAUAUUCAGUUUAAGGGGACAGUUCUAGGGAGUGAGACAUUUUUGGGGGCAGAGGAAAACUGCUCAUGUUCAAUCCUGGCAAAAAUCAGUUGUUGUGAGCUGUAAAAGCAGUAGUCUCUGUUACUCAGUGGCAAGCUCUUGAGGUAUGCACUGUGAAGAAUGAGGAGAAGGGAAGAGCAAAAUUAUCCUUGUGAAAUAUCUGCUGAUAUGUGCCCUACCCUUUGCGCCUGACUUUUCCUAGUUGUCCUGGUGCUAACACAGGAGUUACACCUUGAUCCUCUCCUGGCAUGAAAAUGAAAUGAAACAAUGGGUUUUAUUUUGGUUUUUGCAUCUUUUUUUUUUUUUUUUUUGUUUUGGUUUUGGUUUUGUUCAACCACCCACUUCCCCCAUGUUGUCUUUCCCUUGGCUGCUGCCUCCUCUGGGUCACACUGCUUCUUAUCCUGAACACUUGACACCUUGAGGGUAGAAUUUAGUGUUUGGUUUUUACCUCCUAGAAUAUGCUGUUUGGUAUGUGAGGGUUUCAGUACAAAUGCUGCUGUCUAUUUCUGUGCACUUAACAAUGGAACCCAAACAGAAGAGAAUAAAGCGUUAAUACCAAAAUUGGAAGAGAAAAUGUGUCCAUUUGGACCAAACAUUGUGUUUUUGUUUUUGUUUUUCAUCUGAAUAUGUAUCAGUGGCACUUAACCAAAAGAUACAGUGAUAUAGCCAUGUUCUUGGUUGGGACAGAUACAGUCUCCUUGGCCUAUACUGAAACCACUAGGACUUCCUUUAUAUAUUUUCCUUAAUUUGUUGGUGUAUAAAAGAUAAAUUGCAUUUAGGCUUAUCCUGUUUUAAGACUAUGGUAGCCAGCCAUCUGCCAAACUGCUACUUUCAUGUUGCUUUCCAGAAAAAAUUUUUUUCUUCAUUCAAAAAUAACUAGGAUCUGCAUUUAGAACAAGAAUUGUUACUUGUCCUGAUCUUUUCUUCAGACCUAUGGAGAAGCAUCUGUGCUUCUUUUAUACUUGCCAUGGAUGUAACCUAAAAAGUUUUGGCGUAUUUAGGUCAGCCUAGUAGAACUUUUUUUGUUUAGAUGGAGUUGAAUAAUGGAGAGCCUGUGUCUGGGAAAUUCCUGAGAUCAUUGAAAAAACGUAACAAACUAUUCCUUGUCUCUGAUACAUAAAAUUCUUCUAAGCAUCCUCUCAAUCAUUAAAAUUUUUACUGCCAGUUGUGAGUGGCUUUUUAAUUAACUUUUACUGCACUUUACUCUGCCCAUUUUCAGGGGGAGUAAGAUUGGUAACAUUUGGGGAGACUGUAUCUGUCUACCUUGUGUGGCUGUUUCUAGGGACUGUCCCCAUGAGUGAACAAACUGCAUGGCCUUGGAGAGAGACUCUGGGCUCUCUGCUCAGAUGUAUUCAUCAAAUACUCCUUUCAGAGCUCUUGUGGGUGUAAGUGACAUGAUGUGGCCAAAAAUCCAAACUGUGCAGUCGCGUUGUGACAAACAUGCAAUGUGCUGUAAAAACUCAGUACAGUUUAAAUAAAAUCUCUAUAUUA